This is a messenger RNA of Cannabis sativa, 1091 nucleotides long. Its product is annotated as ethylene-responsive transcription factor 3. The record is from RefSeq and is a predicted model, not a curated record. The transcript has a single exon. Gene Ontology annotation, molecular function: DNA-binding transcription factor activity; DNA binding. NCBI's taxonomy places the organism in Eukaryota, Viridiplantae, Streptophyta, Magnoliopsida, Rosales, Cannabaceae. Gene Ontology annotation, biological process: regulation of DNA-templated transcription. Bases 126 to 1031 code for a protein of 301 amino acids.
UUGUAAUGAACUGCAGAUACCAUAUUUAAUAUAUAUUAUUAAGCAGUUUAUAUAUAUAUAUAUAUAUAUAUAUAUAUAUAUGUACACAACAGUUAAAUUGUUGUGAUGAAUUGUGAUAAUCAGUUAUGGUAACAACAGGUGGUUUGAGGAGAAAAUCAUCGACCACAAGCACAAGAGGUCACCAAAGAUUCGUUGGAGUUAGGCAAAGACCUUCAGGCAGAUGGGUAGCUGAGAUAAAAGACUCAAUACAAAAAGUCAGGCUUUGGCUCGGCACAUUCGACACAGCAGAGGAAGCUGCGCGCGCGUAUGACGAUGCUGCGCGCGCAUUGAGAGGUGCCAACGCGCGCACCAACUUUGAAUUGCCACCCAACCAAGAUGACCAAAACAACAACACCAACAAUAACUUGGAGCCCUUUUGUUUCGAGCAAGUGUGUGCUCCUACUAGCUCUGCAGCCUCAGAGGGCUUACUAGGAGCACUUAAAGCCAAGCUUUUCGAUACCAAUGGCGAUGCCAAGCCCACCACCAAGGCCGCCGCAGCCGCUGCCAUACUCUUCCCUGUUCCACUACCUCAUCAUCAAAAUCAAUAUAAUGAUGGGGUAUUUGGGCAUGGUGAGGUGCAGGGUGAGUGGUCAAGCAGCAGCAAUAAACUGCAGCCAUCGACCAUAAUCACCAACCAUAGUAACAAUAAUAAUUCGUCAUCUUCAUCAUCAUCACCAUCAGUACUUAGCAUAAAUAAUAGUAAUUUGUGUAUAGAAACAGAGGAAAUGAUGAUGAUGAUGGUUGAUCAGUACCCUUCUCCUCCUGCAGUUACUUAUAACAAAAACGAUGUUGAUAAUCAUUAUCAACAACAACAAAUUAUAGACUCAGCAUCAGCUACCUUCUUUGGAGGUUAUUCUAAUAAUUCUAUUACCAAUUCCAAUUCUAAUUCUAAUAGUACUAGUGUUAAUUCCUCAUGGGAUCCCAACUCUUUUAUGUAUCUUCCCCAAAAAUUUUAUAAUGAUAAUAAUAAUAAUAAUAAUAAACUUAAUUAAUUACUUACUAUGCAAAGUUUGAUGAAGUCAAUAUAGACUAUAGUUUUUACAUAUUGUUAU